Molecule: messenger RNA, 1177 nt
Organism: Zalophus californianus (California sea lion)
Lineage: Eukaryota; Metazoa; Chordata; Mammalia; Carnivora; Otariidae
Product: protein SET
Exons: 1
Coding region: 16-882 (288 amino acids)
Biological process (GO): nucleosome assembly
Cellular component (GO): nucleus; chromatin
Molecular function (GO): histone binding; chromatin binding
Source: RefSeq, a predicted model, not a curated record
GAGUUUCCUCACAGCAUGGCCCCCAAACGCCAGUCUUCACUCCUGCCUCAAACGAAGAAACCGAGACUACCUCCUGCCCCCAAGCUGCAGGAGACGUCGACAUCUCAGCACUUGCCUAAGGGAGAAAAAGAACAGCAAGAAGCAAUUGAACAUAUUGAUGAAGUACAAAAUGAAAUAGACAGACUUAAUGAACAAGCCAGUGAGGAGAUUGUGAAAGUAGAACAGAAAUAUAACAAACUCCGCCAACCAUUUUUUCAGAAGAGGUCGGAAUUGAUCGCCAAAAUCCCCAAUUUUUGGGUAACAACAUUUGUCAACCAUCCACAAGUGUCUGCACUGCUUGGGGAGGAGGAUGAAGAGGCGCUGCAUUAUUUGACAAGAGUUGAAGUGACAGAAUUGGAAGAUAUUAAAUCAGGUUACAGAAUAGAUUUUUAUUUUGAUGAAAACCCUUACUUCGAAAAUAAAGUUCUCUCCAAAGAAUUUCAUCUGAAUGAGAGUGGUGAUCCAUCUUCAAAGUCCACUGAAAUCAAAUGGAAAUCUGGAAAGGAUUUGACGAAACGUUCAAGUCAAACACAGAAUAAAGCCAGCAGGAAGAGACAGCAUGAGGAACCAGAGAGCUUCUUCACCUGGUUUACGGACCAUUCUGAUGCAGGUGCAGAUGAGUUAGGAGAGGUCAUCAAAGAUGAUAUUUGGCCAAAUCCGUUACAGUACUACUUGGUUCCCGAUAUGGAUGAUGAAGAAGGGGAAGGAGAAGAAGAUGAUGAUGAUGAUGAUGAAGAAGAAGAAUUGGAAGACAUUGAUGAAGAAGGAGACGAGGAUGAAGGUGAAGAUGAAGAUGAUGAUGAGGGGGAGGAACGAGAGGAGGAUGAAGGAGAAGAUGACUAAUGGAACACUGAUGGAUUCCAACCUUCCUUUUUUAAUUUUCUUCAGUCCCUGGGAGCAAGCUGCCGUCUUUUUUUUUUUUUUUUUUCCUCCUCUUGUGCUCAUUCGCCCUGUUUUUUGAAGUCUCUUUUCUCUCCCUUUAUACCAUGGUUCUCAACUUAUUUUGGGGGGAAAUACCUUGAGCAGAAUACAGUGGGAAAAGAAUCUCUACCCCUUUCUGUUCCAAAUUCAUUUUUAUCCCUUCCUGUCUCAACAAAAACUUUAUGGAAUCAACACCACCGUGCUCUGUGGGAAAAAA